This is a messenger RNA of Cynocephalus volans (Philippine flying lemur), 6473 nucleotides long. RefSeq names its product F-box and leucine rich repeat protein 18 (gene FBXL18). The transcript has 5 exons. The record is from RefSeq and is a predicted model, not a curated record. Gene Ontology annotation, biological process: SCF-dependent proteasomal ubiquitin-dependent protein catabolic process. Gene Ontology annotation, cellular component: SCF ubiquitin ligase complex. Bases 156 to 2288 code for a protein of 710 amino acids. Gene Ontology annotation, molecular function: protein binding. NCBI's taxonomy places the organism in Eukaryota, Metazoa, Chordata, Mammalia, Dermoptera, Cynocephalidae.
UUGGCCGGGCAGGCAGGAGGCCCCGGGUUUGCGGCUCCCGCGGCCGCGGCACGGCCCUCCCGCGACAUGGCCAGCUCCGGAGAGCUGGGGAAGCCAGGCUGACGGCUGCUCUUGGAGGUCCUGUGGGAAUUCGGUGUCCCCCUUAUUUUCAGGACAUGUCCAACGAUGAUGACUCACACCCUGCAGCAGCUGGGAUGGCGGGCAGUGCCCAUCUCCUGGGGUUCUCUGACGAGAUCCUCCUGCAUAUCCUGAACCACGUCCCUAGCACAGACCUGAUUCUGAAUGUCCGGCGCACCUGCCGGAAGCUUGCAACCCUGUGCCUUGACAAGAGCCUCGUUCACACCGUGUUGCUGCAGAAGGACUAUCAGGCGAGCGAGGACAAGGUAAAGCGGCUGGUGAAGGAGAUUGGCCUGGAGAUCCAGCAGCUGAACAUGGCUGGCUGCUACUGGCUGUCGGGCUCCACCAUCGAGCAUGUUGCCCGGUGCCGCAGCCUGGUGAAAGUGAACCUCUCUGGCUGCCACCUGACCUCCCUGCGCCUCUCUAAGAUGCUCUCGGCCCUGCAGAACCUGCGUUCGCUGGCCAUCGAUGUGAGCCCGGGCUUCGAUGCCAGCCAGCUGAGCGGUGAGUGCAAGGCCACACUGAGCCGUGUGCGGGAGUUGAAGCAGACACUGUUCACACCCUCCUACGGUGUGGUGCCCUGCUGCACCAGCCUCGAGAAGCUGCUGCUCUACUUUGAGAUCCUGGACCGCACGCGUGAGGGUGCUAUCCUCUCGGGCCAGCUCAUGGUGGGCCAGAGCAAUGUGCCCCACUACCAGAACCUGCGGGUCUUCUAUGCUCGUCUGGCGCCAGGCUACAUCAACCAGGAGGUGGUGCGGCUGUACCUGGCCGUGCUCAGUGACCGCACACCCGAGAAUCUGCAUGCCUUCCUCAUCUCUGUCCCUGGCAGCUUCGCUGAGAGUGGAGCCACCAAGAACCUCCUGGAUUCCAUGGCCCGCAAUGUGGCCUUGGAUGCCCUGCAGCUGCCAAAGUCCUGGCUGAACGGCUCGUCCCUCCUCCAACACAUGCAGUUCAACAAGCCCUUUUACUUCAGCUUCAGCCGGUGCACCCUAUCCGGUGGCCACCUGAUCCAGCGGGUCAUCAAUGGUGGGAAGGACCUCCGGAGCCUAGCCAGCCUGAAUCUUAGCGGCUGUGUCCACUGCCUCUCUCCGGACUCGCUGCUCCGCAAGGCAGAGGAUGAUAUUGAUAGUAGCAUCCUGGAGACGCUGGUGGUGUCCUGCUGCAACCUGCGGCAUCUGAACCUCUCGGCUGCCCACCACCACAGCUCCGAGGGCCUGGGCAGGCACCUUUGCCAGCUCCUGGCUCGGCUGCGCCACCUGCGCUCCCUCUCCCUGCCUGUCUGCUCCAUCGCUGACUCAGCGCCACGGGCUGACCGCGCGCCUGCCCAGCCUGUGAUGCAUGCUGUGCCCCGCGGCUUUGGCAAGAAGGUGCGCAUUGGCGUGCAGUCCUACCCCAGCCCCUUCUCGGGCCAGACAGUCCCCCAGCCUUCCUCUGUGUUCUGGUCUCUGCUGAAGAACCUGCCUUUUCUGGAACACCUUGAGCUGAUCGGGUCCAAUUUCUCCUCUGCCAUGCCACGCAACGAGCCUGCCAUCCGUAACUCCCUCCCGCCCUGCAGCCGGGCGCAAAAUGUCGGGGACUCAGAGGUGGCUGCUAUUGGACAGCUGGCCUUCCUGCGGCAUCUGACGCUAGCCCAGCUGCCCAGUGUCCUGACAGGCUCUGGGCUGGUCAGCAUCGGCCUGCAGUGCCAACAGCUCCAGUCCCUGUCGCUGGCCAACCUGGGCAUGAUGGGGAAGGUGGUCUAUAUGCCCGCCCUCUCAGACAUGUUGCAGCACUGCAAGCGGCUGAAGGACCUCAGGCUGGAGCAGCCCUACUUCAGUGCCAACGCCCAGUUCUUCCAGGCGCUAGGCCAGUGCCCCUCCCUGCAGCGCCUGUGCCUGGUCUCCCGCAGCGGCACCCUGCAGCCUGACGCUGUGCUGGCCUUCAUGGCCCGCUGCCUGCAUGUUGUUGUGUGUCACUUGUUCACCGGGGAGUCCCUCGCCACCUGCAAGAGCCUGCAGCAGUCACUUCUCCGCAGUUUCCAGGCUGAGCGGCCUGCGCUGAACGUCGUCAUCUUCCCUCUGCUGCAUGAAGGCCUGACCGACGUCAUCCGGGAUGUCCCCAUGGUGCACCUGGACGAGAUCACCUUGUUUAAAAGCAGAGUGGCUGAAGAGCCUCCAAACCUGUGGUGGUGAGAGGGCCGGGCCCAGCACUGGGCUGAGCUGCCUGCUUCGAUCUAAGUCACCAGAGGAUGCCACUGCUGCUCUCCGCCUGCCCGCAGGCCCCCAGGAGCCCUGGUUUGUCACAGGAGGAAGAAAGCUGUCUCUCCCGGCUGUCUUGCAGCUCCCACUCUGGCUCCCAGGGCUCCUGCUGUUUCCUCUCACUUUCUGUUGUGAGGACUUGCUGUCAGUGAAGUUUGGGUUGAGGGUUCACCCUCUGGAUGACGUGAGGGGGAUCAGCUGGGCCAUCGACGUGGUGGGGAGUGGCUGAGCCAGGCUGCCCUGCGGGCCUAGCCAGGAUGUACUUGCGGCCCUGUCCACAUGCCCAGCACACCGGUGGAAGGGCUGUGGGCCCAGGGCUGCUGCCCCCUUGCUUCAGUCCUGAAGAGUCCCCUUGGCUCUUGUGUUUGUGGUCAUCCGCCAUCCGGGCUCCAUGGAUGGGCAGCGGCUCAUGUGUUAGGUGGACGUGUGCUCUCCUUGCUGAGACAGUGACCAUGUGUCCAAGUAUCCCCUUGCUUCAUCGUGCCAUCUGUAGGUGUGACAUAGUGAGGGGCUCAUAAAUUUUAUGGCUGCAGAUUUGGGGUGCUUCUUCCCAUUAACACAUAUUUUAACCCAAUUAUGUCUCGGCGACGUUCCAGCCAGAUGAUGUAUGUGGCCCAGCAGGAACCCUCUGGAGCUGGGACUGCUGCCCCGCACCCCCUGGGGCUGUUGAGCCCAAGGAGCAGGGCCUUCUCCUCAUGAGAGAGGCCUCCUCACCGGCCACACAUGAUUCAUGGCAUUCGGCUUUGGAAACUCCAGCUCUCCAUGAAGGUCUGCAUGUAUUUCUGGAGGAAAAAAAAAAAAUACAUAUAUUUGGUUUUGUUAAAAUAACUUGAAAUAUUAAAACCUAGAAAGGAUGUUUAAGGCUGGAGUAGUGACCAAAUUACCCAGUUUCAGAUAACUUCAUUUAGCACUUAAAGCUAUUCCAAAAAUGAAGAGCCACCUUCCAGUGUCUGAGGCCUCCCCUCUGUCCCAGCCUGGCUGCCUUUGCCUUUCUCAGCCUCCUAGCCUGACAUACCCUGAGCUGGUGGGCUUCUGAAGGGGCCAUGGGUGGGUCCUGGCCACCUGGACUCCUGCCUUUGCCCCUCUUGGUGAUGGGCCCCCAGCAGGCCGCGGGUGGCGUCUGGGUGGCUUCCAGCCUGGGGUGCCUUGGUCUCUGCAGGGGAUGCCUCUCCAGGACCCCAUGGGCUGGGGGUGCAGAGCCUACUAGGCCCUGCUCACAGUGUUGGUGCCCCUGUUGGCUGCCGUCUGCUCUGUCACUGCUGGACCCAGCCCGCCAUCUUCUUUGUUUCUGUGGUGAUGGGCCCCCACCCUGAGUAGUGGCAGUGUCCCUGAGUUUAACCUGCUGUUAAAGAACUGAGUAAACUGGGCCUUGGGUUCUCAGGGCAAGCAGUUCUCAGCAGCUCUGCCCACUCUGGGCUGAGGUUGUCCAGGAUGCCUUCAGAUGCACAACUGCAGGGGCUUGAGUACUUGGGGUCAGAGCCCUGGGGGAAACACAGCCUUUGAUCAGCCCUCUGUAAACACUUGUCUGUCUGGCACCUCCCCAGGUCUGUCUGGCAGUCUGUGCCCCGCCCAGCGGCUCUGCUCCUCUUUGCACAGGUGGAUCUGUGGGGUGUGGUCUCCUCCCUCCUCACCCUGUUUUUCUUGCAUGAGUGGGGUCGUCACCUCCUCUCUGGAACACAGGGCGCCCUCUCCCUGCCCCAGGCUGCAGCCAGCGGAGGCACCUUUGUGUCCUUGCCAGAGGGACCUGUCUGCAGGCUGAUUCCAAGGAAUGCCCUGUACUGAGGCCCACACCAAAGUCUUCACCUUCGCAGCCCUGACGUGUCCUCUGAGAGCCACAAACCUGGGUCCCCUCUUUUCUUGAUCUUGCAAGCCACAGGGCAGGGCCAAGGUCCCACAUAGCUGUAGGUGAGGGUCCAAAAGGUGGUGGGAUAUCCCCUCGACCUCACCCAUUUCUGAGCAUUUCUUUUCUUUCUUUUUUUGGCAGCUGGCCCAUACAGGGAUUGAACCCUGGACCUUGGCAUUAUCUGGACAUUUCUUUAGAGCUUUAAAAUGGCACCUGAAGCCACCAGACAAGGGUGAUCAGAUUGGGUGGUGUGGGGCUGCCUGGGACUGACCGCUUCUUGUCCUCAAAGCCAGGGGGUGGCUGGUUGCAGCCUGAGGGGCAGGGGGCAUGCGGCCUAGGAGGGAGGCAGGUGGCCUGGAAGAUUCCGGUCCUUCAGGGGCCUUUGUGGCUUUUGUGUCCUCUCCUUUCCUCCAGAACCCUGGGGGCUUUGGGGCUUGGGUGCCAUGGCUUUUGUGCUCUCCCCCUUUCCUCCAGAACAGUUCCUAGCUUGAGUUGUCUUUCCAUGAGGAAUUUUUCCAAAACGCUGUGACUGUGUUUUUAUGAUCUCGCCUGGAUGGCCUGUUCUCAUGAGCAAGCAGUUUUAACCAGUAGCAUAAUUUAUGCCGAUAAACAGGGCUGGCUGGGGAGGGGGCUGUUCAUGAGAGGCUGGGGGCACAAAGGGCUUUGGAGAGCAGCCCCCAACAGUAGACCUUGUUUUUUUAGUGUCCCCUGCAACAAUCCUUUGACUUAGAGCAAGGAUCUCCACUGUUUCUACAUCCGAGACAGGAUUCACCAGAUGUUAAUAAUGUGCUUAUUUUCGCUAAGUGCUAUUUUGGCACCAGUGUUAAUUGCAUUUUAUAUUCUGCAGCAUUUUACAUUGGGAAAAGAACGCACCCUAAUGGUCCCCAAUUGGCAGCACCGGGCUGUUAAGCAGUGGACCAUAUGCUGCCUGCUGAGAGGAGCGUGGUCAGCACUCAUGCCUGCGCCUGUGUGUGUGUGUGUGCACGUGUGUGUCUGUGCAUAUGUGCCCUGUGUGUGCACAUGUGUGCACACCUGUGAGUGUGUGUCUGCUGUGUACAUGUGUGCAUGUGAGAGAGAGAUGGGAGGAGGUGGGAAGGAGGAGACCCAGGCAUUUAUCCCUGGUUCCUCAAGAGAGAAAACCCCUGACCGCCCACGCUGCCCCCUCCCGCCUGUGCGCUCAUCUCACCUCAGACCCUUUUGCAGGGUGUGUGGGUCUGCAUCAAGCAAUCCUGCAGCCUGCUGCACAUUACCAAGCAACUGGGCCUGCUGGGUCAGAAGCCACCUGAGGGAACCAGGGAAAAGGUGCAUUUCUGAGCCCUCAGCUGUGGGGUCGCUUUUCUCAUUUUCAUGGGCAGGUGAUUUUCUCGUCCAGCCCAGGGAGGCCAGGUGGGGAGCUCUUUACUCUUUUGUACAACAGAGGGGACGGGUUCUAUCCCUGCCUGGGAGCUGCCCUUCAGGGGCCCUGUAGGGAUACAGGCCUGAAGUCUCCUCUGCAGGAGGCCCUCCGUGGGCCUGUGUGUGCACACAGUAGGGGGUGCCUGCUGCUCAGGCCCCAGGCUGCAGCCACGACAGUCUGAGCUCCUCAGGAAUGGAAAAUGUGCUGCUCCAUCUUGUUGGACAGCCCAGCCACACCCUCCCUUAAUUGCUCCCUGUGCUAGGACCCAGAACCGCAGGCCACUUGAACCAAGGGGACCGAAGCUGGGCACAGGCCUGGGCACAGAGCAGUGGGGCCGUGGGAGCCGAUGAGGGUCCACGACUGGUGCCCCCGCCUUGGGCUGUGCAAGUGUUGCUCCUGCAGGAAUGAGUGUACUCCUGCAGGGCAAGUGGGUGUGAGGAUGUGCAUGCAAGGGGUGUUCAUGUGGAUGUGUGCGCGGGUAUGUACAUGUGUGUUCAUGUGCGUGUGCGUACCCCUCACCUGCAGCUGUUGGUGGUGUCCCCUCCAACCCCUGCAUUGCAACCCUUUUGUCCAUCUCUGUGUGACCUUGCCCAGAAACAGCUGAGCUCAGUGUGUUAUUUUAGGGGAUGGAGGUGGGGCAAGACCUUUUCCUGGCUUGGGGGUCUCACUAUAUCUUGUGACCAGGUGCUAAAUGACCGUUCUACAUGUCACCUGCCUUUUUGAUGACUAACCUCCCCGUCCCCAUCUGUCUGGUUGAACUGCCCGCAUGUGGCUUCGCACGGUGAUGCCCGCUCCUGAACUUAGUGUUCACUGUAGCAAACUACAUUCUGAGUGGGUAUUUCCAUGUAAAUUUGUGGCAUGUGGAAAAUUUCAAAUAAAG